Molecule: messenger RNA, 2256 nt
Organism: Acipenser ruthenus (sterlet)
Lineage: Eukaryota; Metazoa; Chordata; Actinopteri; Acipenseriformes; Acipenseridae
Product: integrin alpha-10-like
Exons: 14
Coding region: 309-2099 (596 amino acids)
Biological process (GO): cell adhesion mediated by integrin; cell-matrix adhesion; integrin-mediated signaling pathway
Cellular component (GO): external side of plasma membrane; integrin complex
Molecular function (GO): integrin binding
Source: RefSeq, a predicted model, not a curated record
CCCAGAAAAAAAAAAACACAUCGAAAUGAAACGAGAAACAGAGGCAUGCGGUUUGGAAAAAAUCUUGUGGAGCGAGGGAAAGCGAAUCAGAGCUCUCUGACCAGCGAGGCUGCGGAUCACAGAACCGGUGCUUCAGGAAACUAAAUAAAAAACAUGAAUAAUAUGAAUGUAUAUAUCAGGAAGAUAAUUGGAACUGGGAUAGAAGCAAAGCCUCUUUUUUUAAAGGUGCAGUGAUACCGUGGCGAAGCUCGGUGCAGCGCAAUAUAACCAUAACGAAAACGACACACGCAGGAGACGAAGACCUAUUUAUGGAGCUGCGCAGAUACCUGUUGAUCUUGAAAGUCUUCAUCCUUUUGGAAGAGUUCUGCAUCUGUUUCAACAUCGAUGUGAAGAGAGCUCGUAUCUUCAAUGGCCCGGCCGACGCGCUCUUCGGAUACAAAGUCCUGCAGCACGAAGCAGAGGGGCAGAAAUGGAUGCUGGUUGGUGCCCCGUGGGACGGGCCGGCCAAUAACAGGAAGGGGGACGUCUACAAGUGCAUUGUGGGAGAGGAGAGGCACUCGAACUGCACCAAGGUGAACCUGGGAGACACGGCACUCCAGAAUGUAUCCAAGCAGAUCAGAAACACGCACUUCGGAAUGACGCUGGCAGAAAAUAAAGGUGAAGGGUUUGUGGCCUGUGCCCCCCUGUGGUCACAGGAGUGCGGUACCUCGGUUUUCAGCAACGGGAUCUGCGCCAAAGUGGACCAGAACUUCCAUCCGACUGAGACGAUCGCACCGACCGCACAGAGGUGCUCCACCUUCAUGGACAUCGUGAUCGUUCUGGACGGAUCCAACAGUAUCUACCCCUGGUACGAGGUGCAGAACUUUCUCAGCAACAUCCUCAGCAAGUUCCACAUCAGCCCGGAGCAGAUGCAGGUAGGGGUGCUGCAGUACGCGGAGGUCUCGGUUCACGAAUGGUCUCUCCAUGACUACCAGACCACCGAGGAGGUCGUGGAGGCGGCCAAGAACAUCAGCCGGCAGGAGGGGCGCGAGACGAGGACCGCGUACGCCAUCCACAUGGGCUGUUCCGAGGCGUUCAGCCCAGAGAGAGGAGCCCGAGAAGGAGCUACGAAGGUGAUGAUCGUGGUGACGGACGGAGAGUCACAUGAUGGGGAGGAGCUCCCCGAGGCGCUGGCCGAGUGCGAGAAACGAAACAUCACGCGCUACGCCAUCGCGUGGCCGCUGAUCGACCACAACCACUGGUGGCAGGCGUCCGGGAGGCUGGAGAAACCGCGCCCACGGCGGGGACCCAAGCUUCAUCACCAGCCAGGGAGGAGGGACCAGGGGCAGGCCGGAGCUCCUUCGAGGUGCCCCUGCCCGGGAGACCGGAGGACCAGCACUGCGGACACAGCACUCCCUGGGGGAAGGGUCCAGAAGGGGCUGGAGGCGUGGGAGGACAAGCGAGAACAAGAGGCUGAGAAUGAGGAGGAGCCUGAGUCUCUGUCUGCAGGCAUGGUUUUGGGGCACUACAUCCGGAGACAGCAGGACCCCGAGACUUUCAUCAGCGAGAUCAAGUACAUCGCCAGCGACCCCGACGAAAAAUACUUCUUCAACGUGACGGACGAGGCAGCGCUCAACGACAUCGUGGACGCUCUGGGAGACCGGAUCUUCAGCCUGGAGGGGACUCUGGGGUCCAACGAGAGCUCUUUCGAAACGGAGAUGUCUCAGAUUGGAUUCUCUGCACACAUGCUGGAGGACGGUAUCUUGUUCGGGAUGGUGGGGGCCUAUGACUGGGACGGGGGGGUGCUGAAGGAGGGCAGGCAGGGGCGCAUCAUGCCCCCCCGAGAGGCUUUCAAAAAAGAGUUCCCCCUUGAACUGAAAAAGCAUUCUGCUUACCUGGGCUACACGGUUUCGUCCGUGGCGUUGAAGAACGGGAAGCGACCUUUAUGUUGCCGGAGCUCCGCGCUUCAAACACAAAGGGAAAGUGAUCCUCUUCGAUCUGAAAAACAACGGCAACGUCACCAUCGCACAGGCUCUCAACGGAGAGCAAGGUACCCCUCUACUGCACUGCAUCCUGGGACACCUACAGCGACGGCCAAACAGUGUUGCACCCCCCUGUAGAAUGAACGCUUCAUAAAGUCUACCUAACGAAAACACUGACAGCAAUUGAAAAAUGUGACAUUUCGAAAUCUAACAUGAAACACUGUACUGCUGUCCAUGGCUUCCUUCCGGUAGACUUCUUUUUCAUAUCAUUUUGUAGUUUCUUUGCCAUCAUGUU